Molecule: messenger RNA, 2353 nt
Organism: Pogona vitticeps (central bearded dragon)
Lineage: Eukaryota; Metazoa; Chordata; Lepidosauria; Squamata; Agamidae
Source: RefSeq, a predicted model, not a curated record
UUUUUCCGUUGAAAAGAAAAAAAGAAAAGCCAGGUACAAGAAAUGGCAAGCCAGGUAUGCAGCACCCGGAGAGUAAAAAGGGUUUUGAUGUCACCCCGGUUUAUGAUGACGUGUCCGAAUUCCCCGUCUACGCCACUGUGAGCAAACUGAAGCACAUGAAGCAUGAUGACAGCACCGUACAUUAUGCGGACAUCCAGGUUUUGAGCAAGACUCGCGAGCGUUCGGCGGCGGAGGUCAAGAACCUGCAGUCCCAGAACGCCACAGAAUAUGCCACCCUCAAUUUUCCCCGGGCCACCUUGAAGUACGACAGCAAAAACGGGACUCUGGUGUAAACGCAGAAAGCUGUCUUGCCAAUGCUUCUUCAACAGAAAGCUGACACACAGACUGAGAUCUUGCACGUGAGGUCCACAUAUGGUUGGCUCUUUUUGGCCAGGAACAUUCGCAAGGCCUUUAUCUUCCAUGUCAUCUAGAUGGAGAAUGUAGUUUGAACGAGACUCAAAACUUUUCCUUGAGUGUGCCAAGAAAAUGACCACGUGGGGCAAGAUCAUAAUAGAGGUAGCAGAAAGAACCAUCCUGUCUCAAUAUGGAGGUAUUAAAAGGAGAGAUCUGGCUCUAGGAUGAACUGGACCCAGCGGGAGGCUAUGAGUAAAGAAGACGGCAGUUUGUGAGAGUUUUAUUUCUUUCCAGAAUCAAUCACUGGUGGUUUUCAAUGCCACAUGAAAGGUUUUUACUAUCACAACGGGCAAGAGCUGGCAAGGAAGGAAAGGGUUGCAUUUUUGAAAGUUAACCAAGUCCUAACAUCUUCUAAAACAUGACUGUCAGAUAUUUUGGGAUAAAAUUACCACAAGCAGUUUUGUUGGUCCUCUAUCCUAGGCAGAAAUAAUUAUAUGUUUUCUCCCCUAUUCACACCACUCUGUAGAACACCCAAGUGGUGACAGCGAAGUUUAUUGUGUAAUGUCAAGGUGUGUUUUAUGACAGAAAGGUCAAUGUGCACGGACUUUCCCACCCUUUUUCACAUGCAGUCGGUUUGUCUUAUGAGGUAAAACAUUGCAAAUUCCUACAUCCUGAAAGCAGCUUAUUCUUUAGGAUAGGCUAAACAAUCUAUGGUACACUAAGGACUCUAUAAACCUGUAGCUAGCAAUCCUACAGCGGCUGUCCAUUUUGCCCUUCCUGGUUGGUGGUAUAUUGUAUUCAAUAGAUAAUCAAAUGGAUGGCAGGGGAGGGUAAAUAUAAUAAAUAUAUAAUAAUACAUAUAAUAAAAUGGCUUGCCUGUUUAAAGGUACCAAGCAGAUAAAAUGUGAACAUGUGAUGCAUGUUGAAAAGAUUUACUGGAAGAAUUUAUUUUUCUCAUUUUCACUGAAUUGUAUAGCUCAUGGAGAAAAUAUCUUCUAAAUGUCUUGUGCCCAUUUAUUUGACAAAUGGAAAUGAUGCCAGACCAGAAACUUGCCAUUCUGAAAUGGAGUCCCCCUCAAGGGUGUUUGUCAGGCAUAUGUGCCAGAAUUUUGAUAAUCUCAAACUCCACUUUUAAUAGUAUCAGCUUCCAGUCCUCAAGGUAGCAGAAGGAACAAUUAAUUAUUCAAAAAUGAGGAGAUAAAGCUGCACUUUCCAAAAUCUUGCUAUUUUUAAGUUGAUGCUGUGACUUUAAGAGGGUUUUGAAAAAUGGAGCUCAAGGAUUGGAAAACAGAUCUCUUUUUACCAGUAGUUGGUGAGAAGGCAUAGUACUGUACUGGUUAUUUGAUGCAAAGAAAAUGAUGUAUAGUUGUAAAAACUGGACUAUGAAAACUUCCAACACAAUGCCUUUUCAGUGGCUUUUUUCCAAGGCAUUUUUGUAGAAGAAACAGGGAAGAAAUGGGGUGGGGGAGAAAACUCAUCCCCCAAGCCCAGCAAAAGUUACUGGGCAUUUGGAAAAAUGGAUUACAUCGUUUGAUGGUCCUCUCUAAACUCUGUGAUAAAUGUAUGAGGAUCAAAUCUUUUCUGGAACUUAAGAAUGUAUUUUGGUCAUCGUUGCUCUUGCUUACGUUUACCUUCAUUGAAUAAUAAACAUUGAGCUUGAGGGUCGUUAAAUGAACUGCGUGACUUUAGCGAAAUGCAUGGCGGCAGUUCUGAACUAGGAGGUUGUUACUUAGUUAAAUAUUAUAUGAAGGAAAGCUAUUCUGGCUUAUUUUAAGCAAACGCAAACCUAACAAGUGAAGAAAUCUUUGUAAAGAUCUUGAAAUGUUCUUAUUUUAAUAUAAUGAUUUGCCUUAAAGACAGUAUAAUAAAAAGAACUGCUAGGUACUGUAGCUCAGUGGUUUAUGCGUCUGGCUAUGGAGCCAGAGGUUGGGGGUUUGAUUCCCCCUCUGGGCCUCCUUGA